GGCCAUUUUAAAUAAUGAAUUUAGUUUUAUCAGAAACAAAACAUAAUGAUAAGUAAAUGACACUAUUUUUCCCCUUAAAAUUGCUCUUUUCUCGAGCGCAAAGAUAUAAGGUAGGUAUAAAUUCAAGUAUAAAAUAUUUUGUACCAAUGACAAACAAGUCAAAACAAUAUGAACUUCAGCAAGUAGAUUGUCAAAACAAUGAAAAAACAAAUUAUAUUAAAAUCGAGUAUACACAUAAUAUUUGUGUUCAUAUAUGCGAAAUUUGUGGUCUAAGCAUCAACUGGUUUGAUCUGAAUAAUUAUGCAUAGUGUGUUUUUUUGUAGAUAUUUUCUUACAAAGCAAUUUUACUGCAGUCAGCAACAUGCUCAGAGUACAGUACUACACCCUCUAGGAAACCUUUCAUCAACCCAGAUAGACCACAUGACCAGACUCACCUGUAUACGUCCGAACCUCCAUUACAAGUUCAACUGUCCUACGAACGUGAUGAGAAGCAUGGGCGUGUCUACCACGGCAACUUUCCCAGCGUGACGACAAUUCUGGACGCUACAAGACCAACGAACGAGCACUAUGCUUUACUCAACUGGAGGCGGGGUCAGAUCAAGGAACUGGGGGAGGGGGGCUACAAUGAUAAAGUGACAAUGAUUAAGAAUAGAGGGACAACUUUUCACCAGGUAAUAUGGUACUUAGAGCAAGGAUAUUGGUUCUACCCCCCCCCCCCAACACUCAUCGACUCAUUCCUGGAUGUUAUUAACCCACAAUGCACCCAAACAAUUUUACUAGCAAAAGGAAUUUGCCCUGCUUACCUUUAGAAUAUAAGAGAACAGUAAUUAAGCCUUCUUCACUAAUAAGCCUCCUUCUCUAAACAUAGAAAUUUGUCUGCCCCUCCCUGUUUAUUUACUACACUGUGUUUUGGCUAAAUCAAUAAGCCUUCCCCCCCCCCCCCAUCUCUCUCUACUACGGUCCCAUCCUCAUUGGGUUGAGGAGUUCCAUGAGAGCUGAAGAGAGUUGAGUGGAUAUUAUCAUCAACUUUCAUCAAAAUUUGACAGUUUCCCAGUCUUCAGUGAAUUUCCUGCUACAAGAAUGGCAACAGUUUUGAAGUUGCAACACACAAAUGCAGAGUAGUUUAUAACUAACGUUCCUUUCUCAAAUUCCAAGAGCUAACAAGUCUCUGGCAUUAGACAGAGUAAAACAAAUUAGGGCACAAUGGCAGCUAAAUAAUGUACAGUAAUCCUGCAAUUCCAGGCUAUCAACGAAUACCUCCUAACAGGUUCUCAACCAACACUCCAGGAAUCAAAUCUCGGCCAUUGGGAAAGUGUCCAAGAUGUUAUAUCAAAUAUUGACCAUGUUAUUGCCCUGGAGAGCGUAGUUCUUCACCCACAGUUACAGUAUGCAGGGACAUUAGAUAGUAUUAUUUCAUACCAAGGACAACUGUGUUUGAUUGAUUGGAAAACAUCGCAAAAAAAACGGAUUGAACUUAAAGAUUGCUUUUCCUACCCUCAUCAGAUUGUCGCGUACUCUGGUGCUGUUAAUUAUGAUCAGAACUACAACCCUAUACAGGUAUAAACACGGUUGUCUAUUGUCUAUUGUUAUUAGGUAUCUGCGCACAUGGUAUGUUGUCUGGAGGUUUUGUAAAAUUGAAAUUUCUACAAAAAUCCUAAUCCAUUAUUGAAAGCACUGCUCACAGAGUGUUCAACAUGUCAUAAUCUAUUUUCCCCAUAGAUAAACCAUGGGUUGCUGGUUCUAGUUUACCAAGACGGAUCCCCGGCUGACACAAUAUGGCUGCCACCAGACACUUGUGAAUAUUACUGGACUGAAUGGUUACAUCGUCUUCAACUCUAUAAUCAAACUAACACUUCGUGUUAUUCAAACCAAGGCACCAGAAUGCAAGAUCUUGCUCAGUAUGUGAAUGGCAUCCCAGGUGGAAAACCAUUACUACAGCAAGAUAGUGCAGAGUCUGUGAAAUGUGCUGAAAAUAGUGGGGAAAUAUGCACUGAUAUUGCCCAAUGGUCUGAGAGCAUUGUCGAAAUGGAUCCUUCAACUUUUGAAUUUGAAGACAACUAUUAAAUAAAGCUUUGAAGGAAUUCAUGUGAUGAAUGUAUGAAGUUUGUUUUAAUUUUGAGAAAGCUUGGGAUUGACAGUUAGCUGGUAACUCCUGACGAAGGGCCAUCGCUUGAAAGUUGCAUCCCAAAGCUUCCUUGUUAUUGCCACUGGCUCUACACUACCACAGACCCAUUAUUUUUAUUUUUUCCAAAAUUUCAUUCGAUAUAAUUUGUACAGCGAAUCACUCAUGUCACAUACUUAGACAAAGUUAAAUAAUUAUUUUUCAAUUUUUUCUCAAUAUCCUAUCAAUAUUGCCAUUUAUAUGUAAAAAAUAUACAAUACUAUUUAAAAUAUCUUGUAUUCCAAGGGAACAUGCCAGAAUAUAAAUGAUUUUGCCUGGAUUGCUCAUCGACACUUAAUUGACAAGAUGCCCACUUAUCUCAUAAUACAGCAAAAUUUGUGGGCAAUUUCAAAUACGUCAGUAGCUUCAAACAGGUCUAUUUUUCAACUCAGUUAAUUCAAGACAAAUUACAUUCUGGCAUGUUCCCUUGGUAAAUUUGUUGAAACGACUAUCUACAUACAGUUCCUCUUGUUGAAAAAUUAUCAAAGGCUUUGAAACUUUCCAAAAAUGUACAAAUACCUUAGGGCUUAUACAUAUGUUUUGAUUCCUGAAAAACACCAUAGUAUUUUCGAAAAACCAAAACAUACAUAUGUUGCCAUGGAAACAUUGAAAGAAAAUAUUACCUAGGGCUUGCAUAUAUGAUUGUUUUGGUAGUGUGUCACUGAUGAACAGCGCUAAUUGAAGCGAUUCAAAAUUUGUUUGGUGGGAAAUGUUAAUUUAUUUAGCAAAUCUUUUGAUCUGUAAGCUUGGACCUUCAGCAGUUCUGGUAAUGGCCAGAUUUAAGUCUGGUUUUUACACUAUCAAAGUUUCCAUGAUCACAGUAGAAAUUUUGCACAGGUAAACUCUAAGUUCUGAAGGAUUUGUAUGAAAUAUUUGAGGGGACUGAUUUGCCGUCAGUUUCUGCAAACAUUUUUUACAAAUUCUUCAAAACUUUAUCUAUGCAGAAUUGUGAUCACUUUGAUAGACGUACACCACCAGGCUUUAUACUAGAAACAGAAAUUAGCCAUGUUUAAUAUCAGACCAACUACCUUCUCUUUGCCCAAGUUUGUCCAGACUGUUUCUGGCAUAUGACCAUUAUUAGCUGUGAUGAAAAUACAUGUACGGAUCAAAAGCAUGCAAUAAUAACUAAUCCUGGUACAAAACAAUUAUUUCCUUGUGAUGCAACAUACGCAGAACUUAUUAAAAUCUUAUAUACAAUACCAAAUGCAAAGUUGGCACAAAAUUCCCCAGAGUAAAAAUAUUAUUGGUGACGACUACUGCUGCAUAUUUCACAAACUGUUAAACUUUCAUGGUUGAGAAACGUACAUCUGGAACAACUCCAUUGCGUCUC
This is a messenger RNA of Paramuricea clavata, 3491 nucleotides long. Lineage: Eukaryota; Metazoa; Cnidaria; Anthozoa; Malacalcyonacea; Plexauridae. The record is from the annotation of a GenBank genome assembly.